This is a messenger RNA of Myodes glareolus (Bank vole), 1275 nucleotides long. NCBI's taxonomy places the organism in Eukaryota, Metazoa, Chordata, Mammalia, Rodentia, Cricetidae. The record is from RefSeq and is a predicted model, not a curated record.
CUUCAUCCAUUCCUGAGGAAAAUUCAAUUUGUAAGCACUGAUGGAGAACAAAUAUGCUUUGAUGAGAAUAAGAAUCAUGUGGAAAAAUACGAUAUACAAAAUUUUAUUGUACACGCUAGACACUAUACAUUUCUAGUUAACGUAGGAGAGUUUGUCUCCACAAGUCCACAAGAUCAAGGCUUAUUCAUCAAUGAAGUUAUGAUCAAAUGGCCAAGAAACUUCAAUCAGACUCCUCAAUCUAUAUGUACACAGAGCUGUGGUCCAGGUUUCUGGAAAAUUAUAGAAAAAGACAGACCUAUCUGCUGUUUUUCUUGUGUGUUUUGUCCAGAGAGACACGUUUCCAAUCAAACAGAUCAGCAGGAGUGUAUCCCUUGCCCAAUUCAAGAGUACCCAAACCCUGAGAGAAACAGCUGCCUGCCCAAGUCAGUGAUAUUCCUGUCCUUGGAGGAUUCUCUGGGCAUGGCUCUGGCCUGCAUAGCUCUGUGCUUGUCUGUCAUCACAGCUGUAGUUUUGGGAAUCUUUCUCAAGCACCAAGACUCACCCAUCGUGAAGGCCAAUAAUCGGACUCUCAGCUUCAUCCUGCUCAUCUCCCUCCUCCUCUGCUUUCUGUGCCCAUUUCUCUUCAUUGGUCAGCCAAACACAGCCUCCUGCAUAUUGCAACAAAUUACAUUUGCUCUGGUGUUCACUCUGGCUCUUUCCACUGUCUUGACCAAAACUAUAACGGUAAUUCUGGCCUUUAGAAUCAUGGCACCAGGAAGAACACUGAAAAGGUUCUUUCUCUCAGGCGUCUAUAACUAUGUCAUCCCCAUCUGUGUCCUGAUCCAGAUUAUUCUCCUUGGAUUCUGGCUGGGAACUUCGCCUCCCUAUAUUGAAGAAGAUGCACACUCUGAACAUGGUCACAUCAUCAUUUUGUGCAAUAAGGGCUCUGUCACUGGUUUCUACUCUGUGCUGGCAUACUUGGGGAUCCUGGCCCUAGUGAGCUUCACUGUGGCUUUUCUGGCUAGGAAUCUGCCUGACACCUUCAAUGAAGCCAAGUUCCUGACAUUCAGCAUGCUGGUGUUCUGCAGUGUCUGGGUCACCUUCCUCCCUGUCUACCACAGCACCAAGGACAGGACCAUGGUAACUGUGGAGAUCUUUUCCAUCUUGGUGUCCACUGCAGGGCUGCUAGGAUGCAUCUUUUUUCCAAAGUGCUACAUAAUACUCCUAAGACCUGAAAAGAAUUCUUUGAAAUGUUUUAAGAACAAAACACAAUCUAGGAAAAACUCAUCAUUUUGA